GUUCCGCCUGCUCCACCCCUUUCGGUUAUUUGGGCUGUUCCGUUUCCUGGUGAAAGGUUGCUGUCUGUGUGGGGUGUGUGGGAGAACAUGGCGUUGCCGUGGAGGCAGUGUAGCUGGUGGAUGGUUGGCAAUCACGGCGUGACAUUAAUAAACAACCUGUGUCGCACCCAACAAAGGACACUAACCAUCACGAGUGGCUUGAUUAGGAGGACGGGCACUGCGGCCAUCCUGGGCAGCCCUAGUAGCACUGGAAGCGAGGCUGUAGCUUUUACCAAGAAACCCAACCCUUUGUGGAGGAAGAGCUUCAGAUUGUUUCACACUAUGCAAACUAGAUGUUGCUGCAGCAAUGUGAAUAGUGAUGAACAACUGAAGGCCCCCUUUAAACUUGUUCAAAAAGACUUGAAAAAUCUCUAUGAGGACAUUAAAAAGGAGCUGUUUGUUUCCAAAACGGAACUGAAAUCUCUGUGUGAUUAUUACUUUGAUGGAAAAGGAAAAGCCUUCCGACCAAUGAUUGUGGUGCUAAUGGCUCGUGCAUGCAAUCUUCACAGCAACAGAGACAGAGAGCUGCUUCCGGGCCAGCGCUCAAUAGCUAUGAUCUCAGAAAUGAUUCACACUGCAAGCCUUGUUCAUGACGAUGUAAUCGAUGGCUCUGACACCCGGAGAGGGAAAACUACUCUGAAUGAAGUCUGGGGUGAAAGAAAGGCCAUACUUGCAGGAGAUUUUAUCCUCUCUGUGGCAUCUCUGGCACUGGGCCGUAUUGGCAACAACACUGUGGUAUCAGUCUUAUCUCAGGUCAUCGAAGAUUUAGUACGGGGGGAAUUCAUGCAGCUGGGCUCAAAGGAGACAGAGAACGAGCGAUUUAAACACUACCUCGACAAAACCUUUAAGAAGACUGCCAGUCUUAUAGCAAACAGUUGUAAAGCAGUGUCUCUUCUUGUAAGCUCUGACCCAGAGGUCCAUGAGAUUGCUUUUCAGUAUGGAAGGAAUGUAGGAAUCGCAUUCCAGCUGGUAGAUGACGUGUUGGAUUUUACAUCUUGUGCAAAUCAACUGGGAAAGCCUUCGGCUGCAGAUCUCCGGCUUGGUUUAGCCACAGGACCAGUCUUAUUUGCUUGUCAGCAGUUUCCAGAGCUCCAUGAAAUGAUCAUGAGAAGGUUCAGUUCAGCAGGAGAUGUGGAGCGUGCUUGGCAAUAUGUAUUGCAGGUUAAAUAAAAUAAGGUUAAACCAGUAGAUAUAAAACACAUGGAAGACCAGCAGGAAUACAGGGGAGGACCUGCAACUGGAUACAGAACUGGUUUAAAUAAACAAAGCGAAGAGUGAUUGUGAUUGGUGUAAAAUCGGCUCAGGGGAGUGUGUACAUGGACCCUUACUGUUCCUCAUUUAUAGAAAUGACUUGGACCAGGAAAAAAAAAGACUUUUAUACAUUUUUUUUGAUUAUGUUUAUAUCAGUUAUAACAGAUAUAGUCUGUGUCUGUCUCACCAAUUGUAUAGGGCUGCUUUGCUUUUGCAGUACAGCUAUCCUACACUUUUGAUUAUAAUCACUUCUAACAGACACCUAAAGUGUUACCAAUACACACUGCAAGAUUGUUAAUUUGCAGAUGAUAGCUAACUUGGGAGAGAAGUGGACUCUGAAACUGCAGGCCAGCUAAUUCAAAGGGAAACUGAGCACACUUGUGGCAAAUUCAUUUUAAUGUUACAAAAAUGUGAAGUGUUGCACAUUGGGUGUAAUAGUCCAUGUUAUGAGUACACAAUGAACAGGAUGAAAAUAGGGGACAAAGACUUUGAAAGAACUCUGGAUUAUAGUGGAGUCAUCACUAAAAGUAUCUCGCCAAUGUGGCGAGGCAAUUAAAGAACAUAUGUUAGGCAAUAUUGCAACAAAGCAUGGAAUACAAGUCUAAAGAAGUUAUGCCAAGAUGUAUCCUAAUUAGACCCCACCUAGAAUCCUGUGUGCAGUUUUGGUGAUCUCAUUACAAAAAAGACACUGCACUCAAAAGUAGAGAUAAGGGCAACUAGGCUGAUCCCAGGACUUAAGGACAUAAUUAAAUAUCUUCAGCCUAGCAACGAAAGAGGGGACUUGAUUGAAGUCUUUAAUCAUAAAUGGUGUCUUAACCCAAGACACUACAUCAAGUUCAGCACAGGAGAGAAGAACAUAGGGGCAUAAAUGGAAGCAGAGUAAAAGUGAGUUUAGAACAGAAAGUAGGAUGCACUUAUUUUUACAGAGGGUUACAAAAUGCAUGGAACAACCUACCAGUUUUAAAAAAAAGAACCGGUAGCAGUAUUAAAAUGUUGCAUCUCUUUCUCCCCAAUUCCUAUAGAGCAAUGGUGUCCAACAAACAAACUACCUCGCCCAGCGUUAUUGCCAAGAAGCUAUCCGACAGAUCAGCAAGCUGUCUCCUUCCCCAGAGAGGGAGGCUCUCAUACAACUCACAGAAAUCAUUCUGAUUCG
Molecule: messenger RNA, 2443 nt
Organism: Acipenser ruthenus (sterlet)
Lineage: Eukaryota; Metazoa; Chordata; Actinopteri; Acipenseriformes; Acipenseridae
Product: all trans-polyprenyl-diphosphate synthase PDSS1-like
Exons: 11
Coding region: 88-1209 (373 amino acids)
Biological process (GO): isoprenoid biosynthetic process; ubiquinone biosynthetic process
Cellular component (GO): mitochondrion; transferase complex
Molecular function (GO): prenyltransferase activity
Source: RefSeq, a predicted model, not a curated record